This is a messenger RNA of Balaenoptera ricei (Rice's whale), 2607 nucleotides long. It is a transcript of the gene TSKU, whose product is annotated as tsukushi, small leucine rich proteoglycan. Gene Ontology annotation, molecular function: protein binding. The transcript is spliced from 2 exons. The record is from RefSeq and is a predicted model, not a curated record. The coding region runs from base 107 to 1210 and encodes 367 amino acids. NCBI's taxonomy places the organism in Eukaryota, Metazoa, Chordata, Mammalia, Artiodactyla, Balaenopteridae.
AGCCACUGGGGGCCGGGACGUUAAUGGAAUUUCCACCUGGGGAUUUCGUUGGCGUCAGCUUGAGGGAGCUCACGAUGAACAUAAGUAGGGUUGGAGGCAUCUCAGCAUGGAGCAGCCGGUGGAGACAGAGCCCGUCUCAGCCCACACCAUGCUGUGGCCCCUGCUGCUGUUGCUGGCCGCCGGUGAGGCCCAGACCACCCGGCCCUGCUUCCCUGGAUGCCAGUGUGAGGUGGAGACCUUUGGCCUCUUCGACAGCUUCAGCCUGACGCGGGUGGAUUGCAGCGGCCUGGGCCCUCACAUCGUGCCCGUGCCCAUCCCCCUGGACACAGCCCACCUGGACCUGUCCUCCAACCGGCUGGAGACGGUGAACGAGUCCGUGCUGGCAGGCCCGGGCUACACCACGCUGGCCGGCCUGGACCUCAGCCACAACCUGCUCACCAGCCUCUCGCCCACGGCCUUCUCCCGCCUUCGCUACCUGGAGUCGCUUGACCUCAGCCACAACGGCCUGGCCGCCCUGCCCGCCGAGAGCUUCACCAGCUCACCCCUGAGCGACGUGAACCUGAGCCACAACCGGCUCCGCGAGGUCUCCGUGUCCGCCUUCGCCACCCACAGCCCGGCCAGGGCGCUGCACGUGGACCUCUCGCACAACCUCCUCCACCGCCUCGUGCCCCACCCCGCGCGGGCCAGCCUGCCGGCGCCCACCAUUCAGAGCCUGAACCUGGCCUGGAACCGGCUCCACACCGUGCCCGACCUCCGGGACUUGCCCCUGCGCUACCUGAGCUUGGACGGGAACCCACUGGCGGCCAUCGGCCCAGGGGCCUUCGAGGGGCUGGCAGGCCUUACACACCUGUCGCUGGGCAGCCUGCAGCGACUCCCCCAGCUGGCGCCCUAUGGCUUCCGCGAGCUGCAGGGCCUGCAGGUCCUGGAUUUGUCAAGCAACCCCAAGCUCAAGUGGGCAGGACCCGAGGUGUUCUCGGGCCUGGGCUCCCUGCAGGAGCUGGACCUGUCAGGCACCGGCCUGGUGCCCCUGCCCGAGAAGCUGCUCCUCCAUCUCCCAGCGCUGCAGAGCGUCAGCGUGGGCCGGGGCGUGCAGUGCCGGCGCCUGGUGCGGGAGGGCACCUACCCCAGGCAGCCUGGCUCCACCCCCAAGGUGGCCCUGCACUGCAUAGACACCCACGAGUUAGCUGCCCGGGGCUCUGAUGCCUUGUGACGAAUGGUGUGGCCUGGGGCCAUGUAACAGACUUCGCCCUGGGCUCCCUCGGGUCCUGGGUAAUUUAUAUUUUAACGUGCCAAUGCCAGCAGGGACGCUGCAGGCCUGUGUGGCAGCAUCAUUGAAAGAGAGGCUUUGGACCUGGGACCCACACCCAGGAGCAAGGUUUUGCCCGUUUGUCUAUGUUGCUCCCCAGACCAUAAGCCGAGGGUCUUCGAUGCCAAACCAGACAGCAGUUCCCUGCUGUCCUUCCCUACUUGUCCCCAAAGUGCCUUCCCUGAGGCCUGGACCAACCUGACCCAUGACAGGAGGAGGGCGGGCGGGAGGUAGUGCUGCGGGGCAAAGGUCCAGCCACUCAGGCAUGGGUUUCUUUUACGACACAGCCCUCUCUUUGCUCUGGGCUUGUGAGGCCUACUUCAUCCUUUUUUCUUCCCCUAGAACUCUGGAUAGAACUUUAUAGAAAGGACUGGAGAAAAACACCUAGUCCACCUCCUCAUGUGCCAGAUGGGGAAACUCAGGCCUAGGGAAGGAAAAAUGCUAUUCUGAGGUCCUACAGUGGCAGAAGCGUGGAUGGACCCAAUGUCCAGCCUCCCAGCAGGGCCCCUUUGCACUUUCCUCUCUUCUCUAAAUCAUUCCCUCCCUCUCCCCUUUCUGGGCUCCCCCUUGCUUCCAAGACUCACAUCCUGCCAUUUGUGCCCUUUCCCUGUCGUCCCCAGGAGGAGAGGCCUCUGGGCCCGGUAGCCGGCUGUGGCACAAGCUAAGUCAGUUCACCUCGGAGCCUCUAGAAGCCUCAGGGAUACCAGUCCCAGCCCUGCCGGUUUCCCACUCUGGGGUGGGGUCCCCCAGCAUCAAGAAUGGAAAUGCGCCCAUUGACCCCUGAGGUACUGCCUCUAGAUGCAGUCCUGGAGCCCCUCCAGGCCCUGAGCUCCUGAGCUCCCUCAGACCCCACUGGCCCUAUGCCCGACAGCCCAGCUCAUCCUACUGAGAAUGCAGUGAAGGAGGUAAGGGAGACCCCACCCAUGUUUAUGCUCUGCCACCAGGGUGCCAUCUCAGCUUCCCAGCCCUGGGCUCUCUCCUUAGUAUGGGGUUAAUAAAAGUUGUUGCCUUUUUAAUGGACUGUCACUUUCGGCCACCCCCCGUCCAGGUCCCUGCUGGCAGGGGAUGGAAACAGGCCAUUUGUAAAAGAAGAAAGACAUUGCAUUUGUUCGCUUUUGUAAUAUUGUGUCCUGGGGAUGGGUUGGGGGAGGAGGCAUUGGGUGAAAGCCAGCCAUACGUGGCCAUGUGGGCGUCAGGGGGCUGGUCCCACAGGGAUGCCCACAGGACAAUGAGAGCUCUGUCCUCCCCCACCGGCCCUACCCAACACCUGGUCCUUGGUUUAAUAAACACUAUAAAGAGGC